This is a messenger RNA of Linum trigynum, 5187 nucleotides long. Lineage: Eukaryota; Viridiplantae; Streptophyta; Magnoliopsida; Malpighiales; Linaceae. The record is from the annotation of a GenBank genome assembly.
UAUCAAUCAAUAAAUAAUCAACGAAUAGUUCAACGUAUCUUCCAAACUCUCUAAAAUCCUCUCUUCUCCUUAAAUCGGCUACCAGCAGGUUCUUUCUCUUUUUCCUCAAAUCUUUGUCUGAAUCUCCCUAUUUGUGUUUUGUAAUCACAUCCUAUUACGACAAUCUCAGGCGUCAAGAUCCAUACCCCCAUCACAAGAGCCUAAUUAUGAUUAUCAAUGUUCAAGUGAAUUAGGGUAUUUGCUAGAAAUCAGGUAAAAGUUUCCCAUUUAAAUCCUAAAAUCAGUACUUAUACGUUUUGGGUUUGAUUUUUACUAAUAAAUUUUUACACUUAAAAGUCACAUAACAUUGGUAUAAAAUCUAUGAUUUUUUGAAAAAUUAUAUGGUUUUUGAAGUUCGAAUCAACUGAGGCAAACUGAACAGGCAGGGUCGGGUUCUAAACUAUGCAUAAGAGAUUGUACUAUUCUACUUUGUAAAAUGACAAAUUCUCUCUAUAGCUUGCAAAAUUGUGUUGAUGCAUUGCGAUGUGGUGUCACUGGGUGAUUUAUUUUUGCAUCACUUGUAUCGUCACCAUUUUGUGAUUAUACUUCAAUAUUUGUACUUCUGAUUUUCUGUGUCUAAUUGUGGUAUAAAUAUACAAGAAACUACAAAAGCAAAGAGAGAACCCAACAAAGUUUAAUCAUGCGCCUGACUAGAAGAAUAGCGUAGAGAGCCUUAAACAAGUGCCCAAAAGAGCUCUAACAUAGUUCCAGCAUAUUCUCAAAGCUACAUUCUGCAUAUCCUCUUUGCUAAAAGUGAAAUCAUUAAUUAGCACACCAGUGAAGGUAUAAUACAAGUGCAAAUCAUUGCAAUCAUGUAAUAUAAACCCUAGCUAAAACAUCUUUUUAACUACCACAACCCACCAUGCGGAUUGCGGAGGAGGAGAAAAAGAAGGGUCGCGUGUUACAAGCGUUGAAAUGAUAAUUUAUUCGUUCAAAGUUACGUACGACAAUCACUCGCGACUAAAUCUUUGUUGGUAAUCACUCCGACUAAACCACAAUUACUAUACAUGUAAAUUACCAAAGACGCAUGUUUGAAUUUAGAAAGUUUUCUAUUCGAGUUCAUAGAAUAUUUAGGGUUAGGAUUUGCUGUUCUUAACUCAUUUUUCUUGUAUGGAAAAGAAAUAUUUUAAUGAACCAAAAUAUAUACUCAUUAUUACCCGAAACCAAACAAGAAGAUCAUAAAUGGACAUAGACUUUGCAGAUAUCUUAAAUAUAAUAAUAAGUUAAUUUAAUAACGAAAGCACUAAAGUAAGUCAAAGGAAAAUGGGAAAGAAGUCAAAACCUCGCACUACAUUAAAUUUAUUAUUAUAUGAUUAAUAAUUAAUUUGCAAGAAGAAAUUAAAGAAGGUCAAAAUAUAAUUUUUGUUAUAAAACUUAAGUACUGUCGUUAUCAUUGCCACACCAUGACGACUGGUCACAUUUGAGUCAAAUGUUAUGGGUGGGAAAUUCAUAGAAACCGUAGAAUUAGCAAAGGUUUCCCUUCCACCUUAGUUCAAUGCUUUUUGUAAUGCAAAAUGUUGACGUUUGUCCACUUCAAAAAAAUUCAUAUUUCUUUUCUCUUAAGAAAAAGUUUCAUGCUCAUCGAGCUUGGUUUGAGAAGAUUCGAUCGUGCGAUUCUGAAGCCGGUUUUUCUCAAAGUCAGAAUGAGCCUUCAUUGUUUUCGAGAUCGACAAUCCAAGGUGUUAUUAUCUUACUUAUUUACGUGGAUGAUAUGAUAUUUCACGUGAUAAUCGUGCAGGGCGAUAGAUCUCUGCAUAUCUUAAAGAUAAAGGACAUGAUCAUCAGCUCUUUCAAAUUUCAAUCUCAUCUAUGUAUCUUUCGCUUCAAGUUCAGGAAGACUCAAUUACGAAAUAGAGAACAUAACGAAUGACUCUACAUCGGGAAUGAAUGGAAAUUUCUUUGAUCUCAUUUCAGUGGAGCUUCCAAAAUAGUUAAUGCUCAUCAUCAACAACUCUAGGUUAUGGUGCUACACGCAUGCUGUUAGCCUUGCUAAACAAUAUUAACCAAAAUUAUGGCGGCCAAACAUGAUAUCAAAUCUUUGUGGGGGCCGACCGUGAGAUAUAGAGAAUCAACGAGCAAUUUGGGAGGUUCGGAGGGCUUCGGCCCCAAACCCUAGCUGGUGGAUCGGCCAGUUGCCAUUUUAUAUGUUAGAGGUGGGAGAAAAAAAUUAUACAAACAACAAUAAUGUCCAAAGAUGGGGAAAAAGAAAGGCACUUUGCAAAUAAAAAGCAAAAAAUGGAAUUCCAAAUCUGUACGUCUACCAUGGAUUUUGCUAUCCUUCUCACAAAUGUGAGAAGGUGUUUGUAAGGUGUCUGGUGCUGUUGGAUCGAGCGCGUGCUUUGUUAUUGUUGGAUGGAAGUGGUGUGACGUUCUUGCGAGAAUUGUAAAACCGUAUUUGAAAUUGCAUAAAAAAUUACACAUAUUUUCACCCAUAUUCUUGAGCCGUUUGAGAGGUUGACUCUCGGAUUUCACGCGAGGUUGUGUAUUUAUGUCGUAUUUCAGGACCCGGCGUUGGAAUCGAGGCGAAGGAACGAGAUUUGGGUCGAAAGGAGCAAGUGAGGCUUGAAGUGUGCUGGAGGAAAAAAUACCCGGCCAUGACCAAAAAUACCCGGUCGGGUAUUAUUCUGAGGAGGCCGGGUAUUUAUUGUUUUGGCACCCGUGAGAAACAGGAGGGGUCCCGGGCUGGAGGCAAAAAUCCCCGACCGGGGAUUAUUGGGACAGACCGGGUAUUUUUCCUUUCCUCAAAACGUGCGUUUCAACAAUACCCGGUCGAUACCCAAAAUACCCGACCGGGUAUUUCGACCGGGUAUCGCGACAGGCAGCUGUUUUAAAGGAAAAGAAGGCCAAAGAUCAAGGGGAUUCGAGUUUGAGAGAGAGAGAGAGAUCGAUUCCUAGAGUGAGAAAGUGACGAACAAGAGUCUCCAAGUGCCCUAGCUUGAUCUUCAACACCAUUGGAGGCCAGCUUGAGCUUGGAGAAGUGCCGAUCAACAUCCAGGAGCAAGAAUCCAUCUUUCACAGUAUGAAUUCCGCGUCUGAUUAUGCUUUUGCUUCUUUCUCCAUGGAGUAGUUCUCCCAUUCAUCUGGGUAUGGAGAACCCUAGAUUUGUAUGUUAGGUUUGAUUGUAUGAACCCAAGUACUGAUUCUAUGAUUUGAUUAUAUUCAAUUGAGGUUUGAAUGAUUGAAUGGCAUGAAUCCUGAUCAAAUUCCUGUUGUUUAUGCUUUAACCUAGAAUGAGAAUAUCUGCCUAGGUUGAUAGAGCAUCAUUGAUUGAAGGUAGGGAGUUGGUGACUUUAGUCGAGGAGCCAACUCACUAUUCUGUACCGAAUUCACUUCGGUAGUGGAGGUUUUGUUGUUAGGGCCUCAAUCUGUUUACUCCGGUGGAGGUUAGUCGCCCGCUAGAGACUCAGAUUGAGAGGGUCUGAAGACCUUUAGUCGAGACUUCAGGCUGUUUAGGAACCUUCCGCAGUAUAACUAUCAUAGAAACUGAACUUGGUAAUUACAAUCCGGCUUAACUGCAGUCUAGGGGGAACCAUAUCCGGGUGGCCUCUCUUAACCUGAAUACAACCGUUUACUUGCUUUGUUAGUUUGUUAGUUUAGACUUGCAUUAAAGUUUCAUUGCUAGAUAACAAGAAUUCACUGAGUAGUCAUCAAAUCUAGGACCCGGGUUGACAUUUAAACCCAAACCCGCUAUACUACACUCUAGGAAGUGGUUUCACUUGGCCAAUUCCUGGAGUGACAGUAGAAGUGAGUCAAGUUUUUGGCGCCGUUGCCGAGGACGGCUAAGUUGUUGAAGAAAAGUGAUUUCUGUUAAUUUAGCUUUUCUUUUCGCUUUGUUUGCUUUGUCCCACUUGUGCCUUCACGGGUUUGUUUGCUUGAGUGUGUGCAGGUAGUGCAUGACCCGUAGCCAGUCGGGAGGUUUACUGCCGUUGAACCCAGAGAUUGACCGCACCUGUUGACAACUCAGGAGACAACAGCGAGCUAGACUGGCUACGGAAGAGCGCAUAGACGGCCACCUGAGCAGCGAUUCUGAGGAAGAGUACGGGAUGGACGGAGAAUACAAUCCACACCAGGGGAAUCCUCAGCAGGCUCCCCCGGGGAAUCAGGUCCUGGGGAACAACCCCAUACCCCAGGAUCAUGGGGCUCAUCAUCAUCCACCGCCGUCGGGUCCCACCUUGGAGUACUACUACACUCCACGGAUUGCUGACAUCCGCCCGGUCAUCCUCUACCCGCCUAUUCCAGCAAACAACUUCGAGAUCAAGCCAUGCUGGAUUCAGCUCAUUACAUCCUCUAUCCAGUUCCAUGGCUUGAAGGAUGAGGAGGCCAGAGUGCAUCUUUCCCGUUUUCUGCAGCUGACGAACGGGUUCAAGCUUAAUGGUGUCCCUGAUGAUGAAAUCCGCCUUCACCUUUUCCCUCAUUCUCUGGCGGGGAAUGCUAAGAGGUGGUUGGAGACCCAGCCCCCAUUGUCCAUCACCUCUUGGGACGAUCUGGCCGACAAAUUUGUGCACAGGUACUAUCCGGCAUCGAAGACUACAGAGAUCCAGCGGGAGAUCACUCACUUCCGCCAAGAGUCAGAUGAGUCACUUCGUGAUGUUUGGGAGCGGUACAUGGGAUAUUUCUGGCAGUGUCCCCAUCAUGGCUUUAGUGAUGCAUUCACAGUGGGGAACUUCUACAGUGCUCUCUCUCCGGACAGUCAGAGGGUGAUUGAGUCUCUAUGCCCAGGAGGGGAUAUUCUUACUAAGACUCCACCCGAGUAGUCAUCAAAUCUAGAUCCCGGGUUGACAUUUAAACCCAAACCCGCUAUACUACACUCUAGAAAGUGAUUUCACUUGGCCAAUUCCUGGAGUGACAGUAGAAGUGAGUCAGACAUGGUGUGACGUUCUUGCUAGAAUUGUAAAACCGUAUUUGAAAUUGCACCAAAAAGCUUAAUGGUAGGUAUGUUGUGUUGAAAUCAUGGUAUAAAUCGUGGUACAAUCAUUUCGUGCCGUCAAAAUCCCAUACCGACCGUCAAAAUCGCAUACCGACUUGGAUUUUGACAGACGAUUUUUUUUUUUUCAGUCGGACCACGUCAAGCACCACCUUCCGAGGUCUACCGUCCGUGAAGAAUCAGCAAGUGCAAGGAAGGUCUAACUAUAAAAGAAAAUCGUGGCU